AAUCAGCACGAAAUAAGCUUGUCGUUCUAGAAUGUAUAAAAUUUCACUUUCUCGAAGUCUCUUAUAAUGAGUUCAAGCCAAAAACGAGUUGGUGUCCUAUCUGGCAAGAACGGAAGCCAACAUUCAGCACACAUGAGCUCCCUUGCACAGCCUCCCCGUCUACGAGAAAAGGUGAAGCAUAUAAUUUCUUCAAAGAUGCUUUGCUGUGGCCGUAGAAAGGAGACGGGGGAAGGUGAACUGGAGACAGGAGAAGAUGGGUCUCGAAGAGCAGGUCCGUCACGCCCAAGAAUACCGGAAAUGGUGGUUCAAAGCGACUUCCGGAAGGUCAGUGGAAUUUCCACUGAAAUAUUCCGGCAGAUUGAGGCGGUGGAGAAUGAAUAUGAUGCCACGACAGCCGCCAAUAUUGAGGCGGUUGAAAAACGAGGAGAGAUGAUUAUACGUGUUCUGGAUCCUCGUACUCUGGGAAGGGUAGGUACAGAGACUAGUAAGAAGCAUCUCAGUGGCACCGAUUCCAACCACACCGUGCAAUUUGUGGAAAUCAUCAAGCGCCCAGGACAGACCCUAGGCUUAUAUAUUAGAGAAGGAGACGGGACUAGGGUAAACGAAGGAGUCUUCAUAUCUAGAAUUGCCUUAGAAAGUGCUGUAUACGAUAGCGGACUUUUAAGAGUAGGGGAUGAAAUAUUGGCUGUUAAUUUAGUAGAUGUCAGACAGAUGAGUUUGGAUGAUGUUGUUAUUAUUAUGUCUAUUCCACGGCGAUUAGUGCUUACCAUCCGCUCCAAAAUUUCAGGAAGAGCAUCUAUACACGCAUCUCACAAAGUAGUGGAAGAAAUUCGUCCGCCAGUCGUAGUGUGGAAGAAAGAGGUCGAAGAAGAAGGUCCGGAUGAACUUUCCACCAGCAAUAAUGAAGAUGGGCAGAUGUCGAGAGUCCGAAAUAAAGGUUUGUCGUCUGAUAUUAUAACAAUAGAGCGACCUAUGGCCACGAGGGAAGGGCGCCCUCUGGAAGAGCAUGUGCUUUUUUAUAAUUCACAACCUCGCGGAUUGCAAAUACCCAGGACCUCGGGAGCUGAUAUUGAAAAGGAAGAACUUCUUUGGAGAAGAGAAACUGCUGAUUUAUUACCCCCUAAAAUUGUCACUCGCCAGCCAAUGUCGCAGCAAGUUUAUCCUAAAACACUAGAAAGCUUGGCUCAAAAAGUUCACACUUUUCACACUGGUCCACCACUUCAGGCUAGAAAAUCUCAGAUGUCUGCAUCGCACACUUUAUUGCCUUCGAGGCCUGAAAGAGGCACCACUGCCCGCCACCGCUUCUGGGAUGAGCACGGCUCUUUAUUAGCCAGUAAGCCUCCACGUCUACUUAGGACCGAGAGUGAGCAGAAAAUUACAACAGAAAGAGAAGAAUCGCUUGAAACGUAUGUUUCAAGAGGGCUGCGUCCAGCUUUAAGAAUGGCACGCACAAUGCAGCCUCGUGGUCGAGUCCGACGUUAUGAAAGAGAUGCUCCUCCCCAUGCAGGAAUUUUGCGACGACGAUCUGUGAUGGAAAGCUCUUCAGAUACUGAGGUGCAGACCAACUCCAAAGACUCAAUGUUAUACAAACAAUACAGUUUAGGACGAGCAGGUCCAGUUAAGGGAACGGCCGGCCAAAUCCGCAGCAAUUCACUGCCACGAGCCCGUGAAAUGGAGAUGGAACCUCGUCAACACCGUCAGUCUGUCCGUUUUGUCAAGAAAACUCUGCCUUACGACUCUCAGGAGGAUAGCGACGGGGCUGUAUCUGCCCCAGAGCUUCCGUCGUCCAGGUCCGGCCGGCGAGGAGUAGGUCGCCGCGGGCCAUCCCCGAACGUCUUCACAGCAGCAGAGUACCGUGCCUGGUUGAGCAGAGCGCCCUCCACCUCAGCUAUAUACGAACGGGUUCGACGUGGCCGGGGAAUGACCCAAUUACAGCCGCUGUCUAGGAUCGCACACAGCGCCGAAAGCCUGCUGGACACACUGCGUCAGGAACAGCAGGCCGGCCUUCACUCCUCGCAAAUUCAAAUAAGGCGGUCCCUCUUACGUCCUGGAUCUGAAGAGAUAGCCCAAAAUUCCCGAUUUUUACAAUCACAAAGUUUAGAACAAGGUCGUCAAGUUCCGCAUCCCACUCCCAUCAAGCCAUCAGAGGAUAGGAUGCAUUUACUUACUCUUAACCCUCGAGAAUUCUUCAAAUACAGACCUGAGAAGGAUUCGGAAGCAGUAGUCCAAGCUGACAAUUUUAGCGGGUUGCUGUGGGUCCACCUUCUAGCGGGUCGAGGGCUAAGACCAGCCGGUCAUGCUGACCACUUCCGAGAUUUGUACUGCGUUAUCGAAUGUGAUUACGUACAUAAAGCCAGAACAGUCGUGAGAACAGGAGACCACAGCUUUGACUGGGACGAAAUAUUUGAGCUGGAUUUAGUAGAAAACACUCAAAUAGCGUUUCUCCUGUACAGUUGGGAUCCCCAUUCACGGCACAAACUGUGCUAUAAAGGCACGGUUCACUUACUGACGAUCCUACGAGAAUCUCCUGUUCACAGUCUUGCCCUCAAGCUCGAGCCACGUGGCACCCUCUACCUCAAAAUUCGUUACAAGGAUCCGCGACAGACUUUUCAAAGGCUCCCAGAAUCAAGUUCUUCUGGAGUGUUUGGGGUUGAUUUAGAGACGGUAGUCGCUAGAGAAAGUACCGGCAUUGGCAUCCCUCUAGUAGUGAAGAAGUGUUUGGACGAAAUAGAGAAGCGUGGAUUAGACACUGUAGGAAUCUACAGAUUGUGUGGGUCAGCAGUAAGAAAAAAGGUGCUAAGAGAGGCAUUUGAACGAACUACGUGGAUGGUAGAUUUAUCCAUGGAACACGUACCAGACAUUAACGUUGUUACUAGUGUCUUGAAAGAUUAUAUGCGAGAAAUGCCCGAGCCGCUGUUUACUAAAGGUCUCUUUGAUAUGUUAGUGGACGGUUUGAGUGUCUGCCUUCCAGACGACCCUGAAGGAAACGCCAAACUUAUGUUCAGUAUACUUGAGUGCCUACCUAAAGUUAAUAGGUGCACAGUCCUAGUGCUAAUGGAUCAUCUUAAGCUAGUAUCCAACCGCAGUGAUAGAAACAAGAUGACAUCACAUAGUUUAGCCAUGUGCUUCGGACCCGUCGUUAUGUGCCACACUGAAACAGGAGACUCUGUUGUUGACCUCCGCAAAACAAUUGAUGUCUUUAAGUAUCUCCUAGAUAUUUGGCCCGCCAAAAAAG
Limulus polyphemus (Atlantic horseshoe crab) is the source of this 3235-nucleotide messenger RNA. RefSeq names its product rho GTPase-activating protein 100F-like. NCBI's taxonomy places the organism in Eukaryota, Metazoa, Arthropoda, Merostomata, Xiphosura, Limulidae. Gene Ontology annotation, biological process: signal transduction. The transcript has 7 exons. Gene Ontology annotation, molecular function: protein binding. The annotation marks the transcript as partial. The record is from RefSeq and is a predicted model, not a curated record.